GCCAAGCCUGCGAUCCUGUGGCAGGAUAUAACAUAAAGAAGACAUGAUUUUAAAUAAGUAUGUUCAUUCAAUAGUUAUCAAAUAUUAACUGAGCACCUACCAGGAGUCAUUGAGUGUUGGGACCACAAAGGUGAACACGGCGCUCUCAGGCUAGUGAGAUAUCUAGAUAUGCGACCAAAAAAACGACAGUUAACUGUGAUAAGUAAGAAAGAAGUAUUUGCAAGGUAGAGUGGAGGUCCACAGUUGGGAGGGACCAAUUUUGCCCUGGGAAAUGGGGGUGGAGAGAGAGAGAGAGAGAGAGAAAGAGAGAGAGAGGUUAGGGUGAGGCAGGGGCAGUUUUGUAGAGGAGGAGAGUUGAAUUGGUAUCUGUACAGAGAGUGGAAUGGGAUGUAUUCAAUGGAUUUUAAGAGAAGAAAGUACUUCAAUGUAGAAAAAGGAGAGACUCAAUUAUUAAAGUAGAAUCAGGAUUGCACAUGAAUAAGUUUAGUUAAUCACUACACGUACCUUCAAACACAGCAAUGGCAUUCUUCUUGCUUAAAGGAAAGGAACUCACCGGCAAGAGAACAGCCUAUACUAUCUGAAGGUUGUGACUUUAAGUAUUCUUGUCAAACCAUGUUUCUCAUUACUUUAAUCACAGUUCUGGAUGAUCAUGAGAAAUGGUCUACCUAGCAGCAAUAAUGAAAAAACAGGCAUGAGCUCAAGAGAUAUUUAGAUUAGAUAUUCACACAUAUUCUCAACAUUUAUCAAGCAUUACAAUGAAAAGUUAUGGUCUUCACUUUAGGGAGACAUUAAAAGACAUUAAAAAGAACACUCUGACCCAAAAGGUAGAAGAGCAAGGAAUCAUAGUGACAUUAAAUAUCAGAAUUGAGAUGGUUCUUAUACGUUACCUAUUCUAUUGCUCUCAUUUGUAUGUAAACUGAUAUGUUAACAGAUAUGUAAACUGAAAUCCAGAAAAAUGAAAUCAUAUGGGAAAGUCAUCCUGUAAACCAUGGAAUCCCUGAACUCAAAUACAGGACCCCAAAGUCUUAGGUAUUAAGAGCUGAAAAGGAAUAUAUUAUAAUCUCUACCAUCUUGAGAGUUUUCAAAGCAUUGUACAUGUUAAUUCCGGGUGUUUUGAUUUAAUCUUACGCGGAAGUGUCCCACUUGUUGGAUUAGUCCCUGUCUAAGAAAAUUUUUCAGUGUCAUUAGGGAGAAAAGGCUAAGGCAUAUGAAACAGAGGGCAACAUUAGACUCUCUUAAAUGCCAAAGAAAAAUCUGCAAUUGGAAGUCAGAGAAGCGAGGGAUUCGAGUGGCCCAGAAUAGCUCAAGAAGAAAGAAUUGGGGUCCAUUCUUUAAUGAUGAAUGGAGGGAAAGCAGGGUGGCUAUUGCUGGAGAGAAAUGUUGGAAAUAACAAAAGCCAAGGAGAAACAGCAGGAGCUAGCCCAGUGUCUGGGUUGGAGAGAAACCUGGUUAAAGAGAACUGGACUUAAAGGAGGGGGUGGGACGCCUGGCUGGCUCAGUUGGUAGUGCAAGAGACUCUUUAUUUCAGGGCUGUGAGUCCCAGUGAGUAACGGACAGGUGGGGCUAGGUAGGGAGAGAUAGAUAUGGGGCUAUGUGAUCAGGCUCACAGAAGUCCCCAAAAUGUGGAGGUUUGGGAAAACCAGUGAUAAGGAAACAAAACGGACCAUCCUGCCCUAAGUGUGUGGGGUGAGUGUCUUUUUUUUAUAACAGUCACCUGUGACCAAGAAAGAAUAACGAGACCCUAAAAAGAAGUAAGCCAUUAAAAAUGUUAUCACCAGUCCUUACUCAAGCCAAGACAUCACAAGAAUGGUAAGGGCACAAGCUCCCUGGUCAGUUCUAAAUUAAAGACUGUCAGGGGAGGCCCUUGCUGGCAACCCUUUUGGAACCCCUCUCACUCUUGAGAGCUUUUUCUGUAUCUUCACUUAAUAAAACUCUAUUGCUUUACUCAUUCUCCUUUGUCCUCGAGAUUCAUUCUUCCACUCUGGGAGACAAGAACCUUGCUCUCCCGCUUCACCAGCACCACAUUGGGUGUGCAGAUUACUUAAAAGCUUAAAAAAUAAAAAUUAGAAGAAUAAAGAAGGGGACAAAAUCACCUCUUGGAAUUCUCUCCCAGUUCUGUAAUUCAGCGAUCUUUCCGGUCCUGAUUACCAUUUUGCCUUCCUUCUGGAAGGGAGGGGGAAAAAGAGGCACAUCUUUUAUCUAAAAACUAUACCCAGUCGUCUCCCAAGAAGGCUUCUUUAGGAGGAAGGUGUUGAGGUAACACAGCCAGCACUUAAUCUGCCUUAGGAUGGGAGGAAGUGCAAUGCCACCAGAGAAAUUCCAAGGGAGUUUCAGACCUCACCUGCAGGAGCUCACCUUUAUGUGACAUAUAUAAGUAACUGGAAGCCUCUUGGCUUGAGGCAGACUCCUAGGAGACCACAGGCAACAGCCUUUCCUGAACUCAGGUAAGAGAACUCCCUUUCCCUACACCAUUCACACAGUUCUGGGGAUCAGGCUGGUUCUCCCAAUCAUUUAUCCAAGUAUGUUCAGGGCCACAUCUAAAGGAGCCCUUUCCAAUAGGACAAAAUAUCCUAAGGAUAGAGAAUUGUCAUGUUUAUCUUCUCAUGCCAGUACUUGCACAAUAUUUAAGAUGGUGUUCAAUAAAUGCUAAUCAAAUUGUUGAAUUUAACCUAUAUUUACUAUACACCCCCUAUGCUCAAGGCAACAAACAACAUUCUUUUUUUUUUAAUGAAUUGAUUACUCACUAUAUUUUAGAUGUAUAAACCAUGCAUUGGUUUCUGUAAAUGUCAAAGCAAGUUUCUGGGGUAAGAAUUAUUACCACCAUUUGGGGGGGCUAAGAAAACAAAACUAAAAGAGGCCCAGGGUCACGUAGCUGUAGGGUGACUAAAGCAUUCAGGUCUACCUGUGACUUCCCCAGUUUUGAGACUGAAAGUCUUGUGUCCUGGGAUACCCCUCAGUCCUGGGCAAACUGGGACCACCUACUUUGAUGGGAACCUGUAGCCAGUAUGUCUCAGCAUGGCACUGUCAGAUUCUGUCUUUGUUUAAAAUGUUGCUAUGUUGUUCAUCAUGGAUUUUUUUCAUUAAUUCUGAUGUUGCAUUAAAUUGUUACUUAUCUUGAUUAUUGAGACUUUUGGUGCCCCCUUAAAUUUUGUGCUCGAGGUGAGUGUUUUGUUCUCCUCACCCUAAUCCCAGCCCGUUAUAAUUUAUCUUAAAACUCAGCAGUUUGGGGAUAGGAGGAGCCUAUCCCAAGAAGAAAUGAGUUCCCUUCCUGCCUUUCUUCUCCUUUUUGGGGGGGCCUGGGCAGAGCCAGGAGGUGCAGAGUCAGGAAAGAGCACCCUCCUGCAUUCCUCUCAGAUGUGCCUGACUAUAGCCUUCCUGUAGAGGGUGCUGUGGAGCUCAGACGCCUCAGGAGGGAGAAGUGUUAGGUGUAACUGGGCUAAUUGCCCAUCAGAUCUUGACUUUCCCUGGCAGUAGGACUGUUAUGAAAUCAUUGACUUUCUAUUUGCCUUUGAGCCUGAAAUAAAUCUAUUAUCCCCAAAUAACCAACCUGAUCCCAGACAAAUACCAAAGAGCUAACCUCUUCUGCCCUGGGGGGUGGCCAUAAAAUCCACAGACAAUUUUCCCCACGUGUUUUUGGUGGCUCAGCAACAGCUUCUGUGAGAUUCUGUUUCCCUGCAGGUCCCCCUCAGGCUUAAAGGGACCAGAAGAGUGAGCUACAACGGCAUUCUGGAAGGGAAGACUGUAUACGUCAAUUCGCCAAAACAAGUUUUAACAUUUUCCCUGAAAUGUAAUCCUCUGUCUACUCACUGCAAGGGCCUGCUGCUCCAGGCCUUACCUGCUGGGCAAUGACGAUGGGGCUGGGAUGGGGACAGAAUAAAGGAGUCAGGACCUGUAGCACCAACUCACACUCAGACCCUGAACAAACACCCAGAGUCUUUUCUUCCAGGAGGCUCAGCAGCUUUUCUUACUCCUUUGGUCUUCAGAUUCUGGCACAAGAUGAAAGCCUCUGGUCUUCCCAUCUGCCUUCUCUCUGCUGCAUUUAAUCUCUUCUGGACACCUUCUGCUGGGCUGAAGACACUCCAUUUGGGAAGCUGUGUGAUCAACACAAACCUUCAGGAAAUGCGAAGUGGAUUUUCUGAGAUACGAGACAGUGUGCAAGCCAAAGAUGAAAUCAUUGAUAUCAGAAUCUUGAGGAAAACUGAGUCUUUGCAAGACACAAAGCCUGCAGAUCAGUGCUGCCUGCUCCGCCAUGUACUGAGACUCUACCUGGACAAGGUAUUCAAAAACUAUCAGACUCCUGACCAGCAUAUCCUCCGGAAGACCAGCAGUCUUGCCAACUCUUUUCUUACCAUCAAGAAGGACCUCCGGCUCUGUCAUGCCCAUAUGACAUGCCUUUGUGGAGAGGAAGCAAUGGAGAAAUACAGCCAGAUUCUGAGUCACUUUGAAGAGCUUACACCUCAGGCAGCAGUGGUGAAGGCUUUGGGAGAGCUCGACAUCCUCCUGCAAUGGAUGGAGGAGAUGAAAUAGGAGGAGAGUGAUGACCUUACUGGCAGUAGUGCUGGCUGAGAGUCCCAUCCUUGGUACCGGCGGAGGCAUGACCCCAAACCACCAUCUCGCUGCUAUAUAAUUUAGUGCUGGUCACCAUGUAUAUUAUUUAUUUAUUAUUUGCUUCCUUAUUGUGGUUGUCUCCAUGCGUUCCCACUCUUAAUCUAGCCCAUGGUUUUAUAAGAUUUUGGUAAUAUCUUUUCUACUGUUGGGUGUAUUUAUUAGUUAAUGUAUUUAUUUAUUUUUGCUAUUUAACUUAUUUAUUUUUGUUUGUGAAGACAAGACUUAUUAAAAAAUUCACAGAUGAUAUUUAUAACCCGACUACAGGUUUUCAUGCAGGUUUUCAUAAAAUAAACAAACCCUCUAAAUUCUAGAGGGUUGGCUAGGGGUGUUAUUCAUUUUAUUAAAUUAAGGACACAUUUACUGACUGCCAAGACUCUGUGAGAUAUUUAAAAGUGAACUAAUGGCUAGUAAGUGUGGGUUGUGAAAGGAGUUCUGAUGUGAAAUUGCAGACUUAUCUUACAAUUAUUGACCAUCCCCACUCAACUCCCCAACCCCAUACUUGCUAUGGAAUCCUGUAUGGCCAAAAUGUAUUUCUACAAAUAAAGUUUUCUUUGCAUAA
This is a messenger RNA of Callorhinus ursinus (northern fur seal), 5167 nucleotides long. It is a transcript of the gene IL20, whose product is annotated as interleukin 20. NCBI's taxonomy places the organism in Eukaryota, Metazoa, Chordata, Mammalia, Carnivora, Otariidae. The record is from RefSeq and is a predicted model, not a curated record.